This is a messenger RNA of Metopolophium dirhodum (rose-grain aphid), 1798 nucleotides long. Its product is annotated as death-associated inhibitor of apoptosis 1-like. Gene Ontology annotation, biological process: regulation of cell cycle. The transcript has 6 exons. Bases 97 to 1500 code for a protein of 467 amino acids. The record is from RefSeq and is a predicted model, not a curated record. Gene Ontology annotation, cellular component: nucleus; cytoplasm; spindle microtubule. Lineage: Eukaryota; Metazoa; Arthropoda; Insecta; Hemiptera; Aphididae.
CACAUAUUUUACGUCGCUCCUCCUCGUCCACCGUCACACUUGUUUCAACACGCUGUAUUUUCGACAUCACGAGUCAGGAAAAACGCAGCACACAAGAUGGCUACACCCCCUAAUGAUAAACCUGUAUCACAGACGUUAGCAACUACUUUAAAAAUUGAGAAAAAUAUCAUUCGGUCAAACGGAUAUCCAAUCAUUUUGAAUACUUCAUAUCCUAUAAAUGAAUCUGUUUUUGAUAAUCCACUUCAGCCAAUAUCUAGACCAACGUCUGUUGAGGAAAUACCUUCUUGGGAUUUGAGCAUAUACGAAAAUCGCUUAAAAACAUUUGCUGGAGAAUGGAUAUUACAAUUUAUAACCCCUACCCAAAUGGCCAAAGCUGGAUUUUAUUACAUUGGCCCACAAGAUCGUGUUAGAUGUAUGUUUUGUUCUUUAGAACUCGAUUAUUGGAAACAUGGUGAAGAUCCAGUUGGUGAACAUAAAAAACGGUCUCCACAUUGUGCAUUUUUUAAUGACUCUUCUGCUGGUUAUGAUGUGUGUGGUAUUUAUGCGUCGGGUCCUGCUGAUGUCCGUUCUAACAUUGAGUCACCCAAGUUACAAGAUGUUUUAGAAUCUGUUGGUAUUCUGCAAAAAAUUAAAGAACCUAUGCACAAAGAUUUUGCCACCUUAGAAGCACGCUUGGAAUCCUUUGAAAAUUGUUUGAUACCAUUAAAACAGAAUAUUCAAACUCUAUGUGAAGCGGGAUUGUAUUAUCAAGGCACUGGUACAAAUGACUAUAUGUCAUGUUAUUACUGUGGUCAAGGUCUUAUUGACUGGAAAGAUAACGAUGAACCAUGGACAGAACAUGCCAAAUGGUCAAAAACUUGUAAUUAUGUGUUGUUGAAUAAAGGGAAAAACUUUGUUGACGAAGCAUAUGGUGUUGAAAGCACAAAAUUAAACGCAACGGAGUUACGCAAAUGGAUUGCUGAACAUAAGGAUACGUCUAUCACUGAAAAUAAUAUGAAAGUAAAUUCGACAAAAAAAAAACUUGAUCAGUCAAACAUUUCCAACAUAGGUCAAAUCAAAAUAACAUCUGUGGAAAACUUACUGUUUUGUCAAAAGCAAGAUCCCAAUACAAUGCCAGAUUCUAUGCUGUGCAAGAUUUGCUAUAAAGAAGAAAUGAAAGUCGCUUGUAUCCCUUGCGGCCAUAUUGUCGCCUGCAUUCAAUGCGCUUUAACACUCACACAUUGUGCUAUGUGUAGACAGCCAUUGUGUAUGCUAAUGAGAGUACACUUAUCAAUGGAUGAAGAAAAAGUUAAAGAUGUCGAACAGUUACCAUGCAGUUCAUCACAGUGUUUGGAUGUACAAGCAGACCCAAUGCUUUGCAAAGUAUGCCAUAAAGAAGAAAUGGCAGCGGUAUUUAUACCCUGUAGACAUGUUUAUGCCUGCUUCAAAUGCGGUGCAGAUAUGAACGAGUGCCCGGCGUGUAAAGAAAGUAUCUGUUGCACUAUUCAAGUGUACUUAUAAGGCUUAUAAAAUCAGUGCGACAUUGUGUGGUGAAAACCAUAUUAUUAUUAAAUUUCAAUUUGUAUAAUUAAUUUCAGUUUUAACAACUUAAUUUAUAAUGAAAUAUAAUACACAUCAAAGUGGGAUAAAUCUUGCUAUGCUGUUGUGUUGUCAGUAUUUAUAAUAUUCUGCAAUGCACAAGGUUCAUAGUUUAUUUUGUGACUGAUAACCUUAAAAGAUGUUACACAACAAUAAUUAUCACUAUCAUAACAUAGUAAUUACGAUGCACAAUUAUGUUAUUUUUUUAUAUAAAAGUAGG